AGAGGAAGGUGCAUUUGGAAUAAGGUCCCCUCCCGCUUUCCUGCAGCCGGGCGUUCUUAGGAGUGGGUGUCCCCGGCGCUACCGCGUCUCUGGACAAAUGCUGAGAUGCCGAGCGGAAGCCGCUGCCCGGAUUGCGGCUCCUCUGAGCUCGUGGAAGACUCGCAUUAUUCGCAGAGCCAGCUGGUGUGCUCCGACUGCGGCUGUGUGGUCACCGAAGGGGUCCUUACUACCACCUUCAGCGACGAGGGCAACCUCAGAGAAGUGACAUAUUCCCAAAGCACAGGGGAAAACGAGCAAGUUAGCCGCAGCCAGCAGCGAGAUCUCCGUCGAGUGAGAGACCUGUGUCGGAUCCUGAAGUUGCCCCCAACAUUCGAGGAGACCGCCAUCUCCUACUACCAAAAGGCCUAUCAGCUGUCUGGCAUCCGCGCUGCGAGGCUCCAGAAGAAGGAAGCGUUAAUUGGAUGCUGUGUUCUCAUCUCCUGCCGGCAACAUAACUGGCCCCUGACCAUGGCCACCAUCUGCACCCUGCUGUAUGCAGAUCUGGAUAUGUUUUCUGGCACCUAUAUGCAGCUGGUGAAGCUUCUGGGACUGGACGUGCCAGCUCUGUGCCUGGAAGACCUGGUGAAGUCUUACUGCGGCAGCUUCAAACUGUUCCAGGCUUCCCCAUCCAUGCCAGCCAAAUAUGUGGAGGAUAAAGACAAGGUACUGUCUCGAACCUUGCUGCUGGUGGAGCUGGCAAAUGAGACAUGGCUCGUGACUGGGCGCCAUCCCCUGCCUGUCAUCACUGCAGCCACCUUCCUGGCAUGGCAGUCUCUGCGGCCUUCAGACCGACUGACAUGUUCACUUGCCCAGUUCUGUAAACUGGCAAACGUGGACCUGCCCUACCCAGCUGCCUCCCGGCUGCAGGAGCUGCUGACUGUGCUGCUUCAGAUGGCUGACCAGCUGGCUUGGCUGCAGGUCCUAAAGCUUGACAAGCGGACUGUGGUGAAGCACAUUGGUGACCUCCUCCAGCACCGCAACAUGCUGAUGCGCUUGACUUUUCGAGAUGUAACAGCAGAAGCGGAGACCCAGAAGCAGCAGCCGGGGGAACAAGGACAGCAAGAAGCGGAAGAUAGUACCUUUGAUUUGCCCAAGAGGAAACGCCCAGCCAGUCCUGCACCUCUCCUCCCACCCUGUAUGUUAAAGCCUCCCAAACAGACCCAUCCCAGCCCCUGUGUUUCCGUAGUGACUGGAGAUGAGAACAUUUCUGAUAGUGAAAUCGAGCAGUAUUUGCGCACCCCUCAGGAAGUUAGAGACUUUCAGAGAGCCCAGGCUGCUGGCCAGGCAGCCAUGAGUGUCCCUAGCCCUCCGUGAUGCAGGUUCUUCCAGGUGUAGUCAGUAAUUCUGACUACGAUUUGCUAAUAGGCCUGCCAUGUUGCAAGAAGUAAAUGCACAUGACCAUUGGG
Messenger RNA from Myodes glareolus (Bank vole), 1445 nucleotides. RefSeq names its product BRF2 general transcription factor IIIB subunit (gene Brf2). Gene Ontology annotation, biological process: transcription preinitiation complex assembly; DNA-templated transcription initiation. Gene Ontology annotation, cellular component: transcription preinitiation complex; nucleus. Gene Ontology annotation, molecular function: TBP-class protein binding. The record is from RefSeq and is a predicted model, not a curated record. NCBI's taxonomy places the organism in Eukaryota, Metazoa, Chordata, Mammalia, Rodentia, Cricetidae.